Sitophilus oryzae (rice weevil) is the source of this 1330-nucleotide messenger RNA. RefSeq names its product ribosome biogenesis protein WDR12 homolog. Lineage: Eukaryota; Metazoa; Arthropoda; Insecta; Coleoptera; Curculionidae. Gene Ontology annotation, molecular function: protein binding. Bases 44 to 1306 code for a protein of 420 amino acids. Gene Ontology annotation, cellular component: preribosome, large subunit precursor. The record is from RefSeq and is a predicted model, not a curated record. Gene Ontology annotation, biological process: ribosome biogenesis. The transcript has 6 exons.
UAGCCUUAAAAAUUGACACGCUAAUUUUAUAAAAACAAUAAACAUGCAGUCCUCUAAAGAGAGUCAAUUACAAAUUAGAUUGAUAACAACUCAAGAAAUCUAUGCUGUACCAGACGUACCGCUUACUGUACCUUCCACUAUAGAUAUUAAAGCAUUAAACCAACUGUUAAAUGAAUUGAUAAAAGAGAGCAAUCCUGAUUUUUUAAAACCAAAGGAAUAUGAUUUUCUAGCUGUAGGCGAAAUAAUAAGACUUCCUUUAGCAGAGCAUUUACAGGAGCAUAAUGUUUCAACAGAGUCCACUAUCGACAUUGAAUACAUCGAAAGAAUCCCAGCUCCCGAACCAGAAGAUAGUAUUUUACACGAUGACUGGGUCUCUUCUAUUGAAACUACUGACAAAUGGAUACUAUCUGGAAGUUAUGAUCAUUCAGUAAGCAUAUGGACUUCCCAUGGAAAACCUGUAGCAUUUGUAAAAAAUCACACUGAAAUGGUUAAAGGUGUAACUUGGAUUAGUAAAUCUGAUAUAACUAAAGGAUUUGUAAGUGUAUCUCAUGAUCAGUCCGGUAUAAUAUGGGAAUGGAAAGAAGGUACUAAAGAAGUUACACCAAAAAUUCAUUUAAGGGGUCAUGAAAGGGGAAUAGAUAGUGUCGGUGUAAGUCCUGAUAGCACGAAAUUAGCAACUGGAGGAUGGGACACAAAUUUAAAGUUAUGGUCAGCUUCAUUAGAAGUGGAUGAUUCUGGGGAACCUAGCACUAAAAAGUUAAGAGGUCUAGGAAAAGGAAUUUAUACCAGAGUUCCACUGCACACAUUAAAUGGUCAUAAAGAAACAAUUUCUGCGAUAAAUUGGAUUGAUAAUCACACAGUUUGCACAGCCUCAAUGGACCACACCAUUAAAUUCUGGGAUUGUGAACUGUAUGGAAUUAAAAAUGAAAUUAUUGACCAGAAGGCUUUUUUAAGUGCCUCAUGGUCUCCACUAUCAAACACAUUGCUAGCCACAUCUGCAGACAGGCAUAUACGCCUCUAUGAUCCUAGAUCUAAUGAAGGUUCCAUUUGUAAAUCGAUGUUUACUUCUCACGUCUUAUGGGUGAGCUGUGUCACGUGGUCAAAAUAUGAUGAACAUCUCUUUUUAUCUGGAAGUUAUGAUUCAACAGUUAAACUGUGGGAUACAAGAAGCCCGAAAGCUCCCUUGUACAACUUACAAGGACACGAAGGACAAGUUCUGGCAGUGGAUUGGUCAAAUAAUAAGUAUAUUUUAUCUGGUGGCACUGACAAUAGUAUUCAUAUAUUUAAAAACAAUGUAUUACAUUAAUUUAUUACAUAACAUUGAAAAUAA